Messenger RNA from Gordionus sp. m RMFG-2023, 591 nucleotides. RefSeq names its product large ribosomal subunit protein uL23m-like. Gene Ontology annotation, biological process: mitochondrial translation. Bases 60 to 521 code for a protein of 153 amino acids. The record is from RefSeq and is a predicted model, not a curated record. The transcript has 5 exons. Lineage: Eukaryota; Metazoa; Nematomorpha; Gordioida; Chordodea; Parachordodidae. Gene Ontology annotation, cellular component: mitochondrial large ribosomal subunit; ribosome. Gene Ontology annotation, molecular function: structural constituent of ribosome.
AAAUAUCUUCCCAAAUGAACGAAUGAAAUUCAGUGAAUAUUCAAACUCACGCUCCUAAAAUGUCAAGUAGAUAUGCGGGUAUAUUUAUAAAAGGUGACUCUCAAAGAUAUGAGUUUUUACCAAAUUUCUGGAUGAAAUUAGUAAAGCAUGAAGACUAUAGACAUCCUCCAAAUGUUGUUAAAUUUGAAGUUCAUUUAAACAUGAGUAAAUUUGAUAUAAAAAAUUAUCUUGAAAAAAUUUACAAUGUUCCUGUUGCUUGCAUAUGUACAAGGAUAAAGGAUGGUGGGUAUGGGCAACUAUACAAUGGCAAUCCAGUUCGUAGACCUGACAUCAAAUUUGCCUAUAUAACUUUAGGACUUAAUCAAACCUUCCAGUUUCCCAAAAUCGAAGAUAAAGAUAAAACUCAGCCUAAAGAAUUAGAAGGUCAAAAGGAAGUUGAAGAAGAGUUGAAAAAAUUUGAUUCAAAUAUCCAGAAGAAAAUUCAGAACAAGCCCAAUAUACCUUUAUGGUUUGGGAUUUAAUAAUUAAAUAUUAUAUAAAUUUUUUACAUGCAUUAUAAUAUAUUUUUCUCGUGAUAUAAAAUAUAAUAAA